AUAGCAGCCUUUUCCCUGUCUCACCAAGUUCAGCCAGCCCAGGUUGAACAUGCAGAUGACAGUCCAGUCUACUUGGAGGGUGAGAAUGAUCCAAUUGUCCCUCCUUUUUUAUCACCCUUCAUGGAGCGAUUUUAUGGCAAUCCAAUUUUCAAAGAAAGGGAUGGAGACCGCAGAGAUGACUUUGUUGAAUCAAGUAAUGUAAUUAGAGGUAUGACUGAACGUCUGGAGUUAGCAUGUAGAAAACAGAAUCAGGCUAUACAGAAACUUGUUGAGAGUCAAGCAGAAUCUUCCAGAUGUCAAGAAGAGAUAAUUAGACAAUACACGGUUGAACUAAGACAGAUUUUUGAAAAAGGCACUAGGGUGAUGCGUGAAACUAGAGAUGAGAGUCGCAGAACACUAUAGGCUAUUUCAGAACAAGUAGUUGAGCAAGUGCGACAGCCCAGACCUGAGGUCCCUCCUCCAAUUGUUGAAAUGCCCAGACAGAUUCAGGAAGCCCUAAUCCCAACACUCAGAAGGCAAGGGAAUCAGCUUCAUCCCAAUAUUCAACAGUAGAAUUUUUUCAUUGGUGAAGGGCAAAGACAACACGAAUUGAUGGAGGCUACUACUCCUGUUGCAGACCAUGGCCAUCAACCUCAACAUAGGUAUAUUCCGCCAACUAGGAAGGAAAAUGUGGGUCCUUAUCGUCAACCCCAUCCAAGGGACUUUUUCCAGCCACAAGUUUCACCAGCCCAACCGAUACAGCACGGUCUGCAAAAUCAACCAGCUCAACUAUUCAAUAGAGAUCAGCUAAUAGAUCUGGUACAGGACACCUAUGGACCAGCCUUGAGGCCAUUGGAAAAAAUUGAUAAGGGCAUCCUGAAGUUUCCAGACAAAACGAAGGAAACCAUGGGAGUAGAUGCAAAUCCUUUUCUAGCUGUGUCUAUUGGUGUGAAUGUUGUAGGCCUGAGGAGUGUUGCCAGAAAUCAUAGUCUGCUUUAUGCUCAAAGAAACCUUGCUGCUGAAGACCUGAGGUGGGUUAUUGAGGCACAAAGAUCCAGACAUAGCAGGAGUGUCAGGUCAGACCGGCAGAGACUCGAGGGGUAAGGAAGGAUCAUUGUGACCAGGAACUUCAGCCCAGAAGGUACCAGACCUCACUCAGCUGGUACUAGAUCUCCAAGAAUGGUUAAACCACCACUUAGGUCGCCUUUUAGAUAAU
This is a messenger RNA of Rubroshorea leprosula, 1195 nucleotides long. NCBI's taxonomy places the organism in Eukaryota, Viridiplantae, Streptophyta, Magnoliopsida, Malvales, Dipterocarpaceae. The record is from the annotation of a GenBank genome assembly.